Messenger RNA from Prunus armeniaca (apricot), 786 nucleotides. NCBI's taxonomy places the organism in Eukaryota, Viridiplantae, Streptophyta, Magnoliopsida, Rosales, Rosaceae. The record is from the annotation of a GenBank genome assembly.
AUGAAGCAACCACCUGGUUUUUCUGAUCCUCUUUGCCCCAUUCAUGUUUGCAAACUUCAUAAGGUUCUCUAUGGUCUCAAACAAGUCCCUCGUGCUUGGUUCCAUCGACUUACUUCUUAUUUUGAUUGGACAACAAUGGUGACCCAUUGCCAAGUGCAACCACUUAUUGAAGAAUGGUUGGUGGCCUUCAGUACCUUACUCUGGGCUCGUUUGGGAGUACUUCUUCUUGAAGCACUUAUGCUAGUAGCGCUUAUGUCAAUAGCGCUUAUGACCGCUUUUAAGAAGAAGCACAUCUCAAGUGCUUCUUCCAAAACCACUCUAAAAGCGCUUUUCGCUGAUCCAAAAGCACUCCCAAACGAGCCCAUAUCUCGACUAGAUAUCACUUUUGCAGUAAACCAAGUAUGUCAGUUUAUGCAUAAUCCACGCACCACUCAACUUCAGGCCUUGAAGCAUAUUUAUCUCCACAUUAAAGGAACUCUUGAGCAUGGUCUUAAAUUUCACAAGUCUUGUGAUUAUCUCCUACGUGGUUAUGCCGAUACCGACUGGGCCGGGUCUGUUGAUGAUCGUCGAUCUACAAUGGGCGCUUGUAGUUUUCUUGGCCCCAAUCUACUCACCUGGACUGCCAAGAAACAAUCCACUGUCUCUCGUUCUAGUACUGAAGCCGAAUACAGGGCUCUUGCCACCACCAGUGCCGAACUUCGUUGGUUCUGCUACUUAUUUCGUGAACUCAAAAUCCCACUCCGUGUCUCUUUGUGGAUAAUAUUUCCGCUCUCCACAUGGCAGUAA